AAAUCGAAUUAUUAUGACUAAUAAAGCAUUCAUAUAUGCAUGAACUGAUGAAGCUCUUGCUAUUUCUUUUCUACCUCAAUGACCCUUGAAGAUGCUGAAGAAGUCAUGUUGAAACUGUACUGCGAGAGUUCAAACCUCAAAGAUGGUCAUACAUUUCUUGAAGAUGCUCUUGCUAUUUUUACAAUUCAUUUACCCACUGGAUACUUCUUCAUGAAGGACAAAAAUGAAGAUGACUGGAUUACAAGAUACUUCUUUACCGGAGGAACUAUGCCUUCGGCAAAUCUACUUCUUUAUUUCCAAGAUGUUACAGUCGUCAACCAUUCGCUAGUAAAUGGGAAACACUACGCACAAACCUGUGAAGAAUGGCUCAAAAGAAUGGAUCCCAGAAUGACUUACAUAAAGCCAAUUAUGGAAUCAAGGUAUAACAAGGAUUCAGCUACCAAGUGGACUGCCUAUUGGAGAACAUAUAUUGAUAAAAUGAGAGAAAGUGUUAAAAAUAUCUAAUUGAUAGAAU
Messenger RNA from Glycine soja, 514 nucleotides. RefSeq names its product (S)-coclaurine N-methyltransferase-like. Lineage: Eukaryota; Viridiplantae; Streptophyta; Magnoliopsida; Fabales; Fabaceae. The transcript is spliced from 3 exons. The coding region runs from base 79 to 504 and encodes 141 amino acids. The record is from RefSeq and is a predicted model, not a curated record.